UGCAGCAGCACAACAACAGGUGGUCACCAUGAGGCUGGUGCUUCCCAACCCAGGACUGGACCUCCGGAUCCCCAGCUAUGAGGAUCUGGACAGGAUGGACCAAGAGGAAGCCGACGGCAGGCCCAAGUGGGACAACAAGGCCCAGUACAUUCUGACCUGUGUGGGCUUCUGCAUUGGACUCGGUAACGUGUGGCGGUUCCCUUACUUGUGUCAAAGUCACGGAGGAGGGGCCUUCAUGAUUCCCUACCUGAUCUUGCUGGUGCUGGAGGGGAUGCCUCUCCUGCUGUUGGAGUUCGCCAUCGGCCAGCGCCUCAGGAAAGGCAGCGUGGGAGUGUGGAGAGCCAUCAACCCGUAUCUGACCGGCAUCGGUGUAGCCUCCAUGCUGGUUUCCUUAUUGGUUGGACUUUACUACAACACCUUAGUAGCCUGGAUCCUGUGGUAUCUCUUCAAUUCCUUUCAAGACCCACUGCCUUGGACCCAGUGUCCCCUCAAUGACAAUGGGACAGGUUUUGUUUCAGAGUGUCAGCAGAGCUCCACUGUGGAUUACUAUUUUUACAGAGUGACUUUAAACAGUUCGGCCUCCAUAGGCGACUCUGGGGGGGUCCACUGGCCCAUAGUGCUCUGCCUGCUGGCCGCCUGGACUGUCGUCGCGAUCUGCUGCAUCAGAGGCAUUGGCACUUCAGGGAAGGCGGUGUACGUCACGGCCAUCCUGCCCUACAUCGUGUUGGCCAUCUUCCUGAUCCGAGGACUGACGCUUAAAGGCUCUUUCAGUGGAAUCAAGUUCCUCUUCACACCAGACGUGGACGAGCUGAUCAAACCGACAACUUGGCUGGAUGCCGGCGCCCAGGUUUUCUACGCGUUCGGUCUGGGGUGGGGGGGCCUCAUCUCCUUCUCAAGCUACAACCCCGUUCACAACAACUGCAUACAAGAUGCUGUGAUCUUGUCCGUCAUCACUGGCCUCACCUCGAUCUACGCCGCCACAGUCACCUACUCCAUCAUCGGCUUCAGGGCUACGGAGAAAUACGACAACUGCCUCAACAACAACAUCAUCUCCUUGUUAAACACAUUUGACCUUCCCGAGGACAACAUCACUGCCAGCGACUACGAGGCGGCCCUCAAUCGUCUCAACAGCUCCUCCCCGGAGACGGUUCUCGGGUUGGACCUCAAAACCUGUGACAUACAGACACUUCUCAGUGAGGGAGUGGAGGGGACGGGCCUGGCCUUCAUCGUGUUCACAGAGGCAAUAACCAAGAUGCCCGGAUCUCCGGUCUGGUCUGUGCUCUUCUUCGUCAUGCUUCUCUGCUUGGGACUCUCGACCCUGUUCGGCAACAUAGAGGGAGUGGUGGUCCCGCUGAAAGAUCUGAAUGUAUUCCCUAAAACGUGGCCUCAUGAAAUACUCACUGGGAUAACAUGUAUUGCCGCCUUCUUCAUCUGUUUCCUGUUUGCGCUGGAUUCGGGGAUUUAUUGGGUAACGCUCUUUGACAAUUUCGCUGGAUCCGUCCCACUCUUGACCGUUGGCUUAUUUGAGAUGAUAGCUGUUGUUUACAUCUACGGCAUAGACAGGUUCAACGAGGAUAUGGAGUUCAUGGUGGGACAUAAGCCUUCCAUCUUCUGGCAGAUAACGUGGCGGUUCAUCAGUCCUCUCAUUGUUCUGGUUAUUUUGGUUUUCUAUCUGGUGACACAAGUCCAAGAAGAGCUCACCUACCUGGUCUGGGAUCCGAAAUCCGAUGAAUUCCCGUCUCUGGCAUCAGUACCGUACCCCGCAUGGAUCGACUUGGUCAUUUUUCUCCUGGCGGGUGUCCCAAGUCUUGCAGUGCCUGUUUAUGCAUUAUGUAGGCUGCUUUUCAUUUGCUGCAAGAAAACUACACAGUAAAUGAAUUCCUUAACUAUUCCUUAAAAUGAUCAAUUUCAGAGUACAACAAAUUUGUCACACUGGUUGCUGGUGCUGGCUGCAGGGAGGACUCAAGCGCAGAGUUUUAUAGACCAAGUGCUCUUUAUUUAACGCAAAACCGAGACGUGCUCCAACAACGGGUAACAUGGACAAUGACGCGACAAGGGACAACAGGCACACAGGGCUUAAAUACACAAGGGAGGUGCAGGUGAUUGGACACAGGUGGAAACAAUCAAGCAAUCACAAGACAAGGCAGGAAGUGAAGUUAACCCAGGACCACAAGGAACAUGAAACUUCAAACUAAAACAGGAAGAGAGACCAAACCGUGACAAAAUUACAAGAAUCUUGAAGCACAACACUGCUGUUUUAUUGAUGCACAGGAUGAAUCCCCGUCUCUGGCAUCAGUACCUUAACCCUGCAUGGAUCAACUAGGUCACCCAGGGCCUGAUUGUGCAUUACGCAGUUUUUUUUGCAAAACUGUGUCAAAAAAGUCCUAAACUCUCAAUCAUACAUUUCAAAAUACGACAAAAAGCAAGAAUCUCAAAGGACUUGGUCUAGGUUUAAUUGGUGCAGUUAGGUGAAGUACUCAUAUUUCUAAAUGUUUUUGAAAAUGUAUAUUCUCAACUUAUUUAUCACAAUGUUUAGAGUGCUGAUUUGAUAUUUUGUUGUUUUACACUGAUCCAAAUUGAAAAAAAAGCCUCUUACUGUUCCAUCAAGGUUGUAAACUCCCGAGAUCUCAACGUAGUAUAAUGUUGUACGGCAUCAGAUGUUUGUAUGAUUGUUCAAACAAGAAGAAGAUAUAGAGUUACACAUUUCCAACAAAUGAAGACAAAAAAAGUUUUUAACUGUGCAAAUGUUUACUGUUCAUUUCUUUUUUGGAAUACAUUACAUAGUAAAUAGUGUGACGACUAACAACAACUAUUUUGUCAAAGUAUUAACAAUAAUUGAUUGAUGUAUUUUCCAGUCUAAGUGAACUUUGCCUUUUUGAGUAUUAUCUUUUAAUGAUUAAGUGUGAACAGUCAUUGUCAAACCAGCUUAGUUCAGCAUGGCUGUACACAUUUACAAAGAGAUUGUGUAUUUCUUACACUUUAAAUAGUUCAGUCAAAACAUCUUUGGUGGUUUCAGAGGUUGGAGACACAGUGAAUGUAGCUAGUCAUGUUUUUUUUAACAACAUCUGGACUUAAAAUAAAUAAACCUUAUUUAAAAGCACUAAGCAUGUCUUCGAUAAUUACUGGAUACAGCUGUACUAUUUUUUGUGCUUUGACACUU
This is a messenger RNA of Pungitius pungitius (ninespine stickleback), 3160 nucleotides long. RefSeq names its product sodium-dependent neutral amino acid transporter B(0)AT1-like. Gene Ontology annotation, cellular component: plasma membrane. NCBI's taxonomy places the organism in Eukaryota, Metazoa, Chordata, Actinopteri, Perciformes, Gasterosteidae. Bases 29 to 1873 code for a protein of 614 amino acids. The transcript has 12 exons. The record is from RefSeq and is a predicted model, not a curated record. Gene Ontology annotation, biological process: sodium ion transmembrane transport.